Messenger RNA from Ostreobium quekettii, 1113 nucleotides. The record is from the annotation of a GenBank genome assembly. NCBI's taxonomy places the organism in Eukaryota, Viridiplantae, Chlorophyta, Ulvophyceae, Bryopsidales, Ostreobiaceae.
AUGGAAGCGAUGAGCGCGGAGCUGGAGGCGCUGGGCGGCGGCGACGCCAGGCUGGCGGACGCCCACGUCUGCUGCCUCUGCGCGCCUCCGCCCGACGGCGUGACUCCCACGGUGGUGCGCAGGAACGGCAAGGUUGUGGUGACGGACUGCCGGGCGCCGGGGGCCGAGGACCGCGGCCCACGCAGGUACUCGAUCCCCAACUUCUUGGAGGCGGGGUCCGAUGGGCGGGAUGUCUCGAGGUGCCUGGGCCAGAACGUUAUGGCGUGGCUCCUGGAAGGCUUCAACGCAACCAUUGUCGCCUUCGGUCAGUCCGGAACGGGCAAGACCCGGGCGCUGCUGGGAAGCCCCAACAGCCUGUUGGCAUGGAUCCUCCAGAGCCUCUUUCGAAGGGCAUCAGUUGGGGAGAGCAUGACCAUCGCCCUUUCGCUGUGGGAGGUGUUUCGCGACCAGGUGGUGGAUCUCAUUGGGGAGGAUCAAUGGAGCGGGAGGCAGGUCCCAUGCGCGGGGACGGGCAGUUGGCCACCGUCCAUCCCGCUGGGAGCGGCGGGAUUCAAGUCGGUGCUCGUCAACAGCUUCGAGGAAGCGCUGCGUGUCAUUCUGAUGACGAGGAUCCGCAGCAGGAACUGGAGGUGGGAGGCGAGGGAAAGCCGCUGGGUCGGGCUACUGAACCGCAGCCACGCAUUCGUUCGGGUGUCCAUUUUCGGCGAGGCGUCUGGCAGGCUCAGUGUGCUGCAUUUGGUGGACCUGGCUGGGAGCAGGAGUUUGAGCGCACAGGGGCCUUCAGCAUGUUACUCGUAUCCCGAUACCCUUGGCGAAGAAGAAAGAGAGAAGAGGCUGCUCAGUAAGCAGUUCCUGGCGAUCAAUAGGAUAAUAUCAAGCUUGUCCCAGAAAGACAGCAAUCGCUCCGCGGACUACAUGGUGUCCGGGAGAGAGUUCAACAUCACUCGAAUGCUUGCUCCCAUUCUGGCGGGAAACUCCAAGGUUUACCUUUUGGCGACGGUUUCUUCAGAUCCAGAACAUUUCCUAGACACGGUGAACACACUGCGGAUUGCAACACGCGCGCAGUCCAUCAAGGUAGGAGGGCAGAGGACCUUGCAAAUGGGAGAGACCUAA